This is a messenger RNA of Limanda limanda (common dab), 4901 nucleotides long. RefSeq names its product calpain 7 (gene capn7). The record is from RefSeq and is a predicted model, not a curated record. The coding region runs from base 266 to 2740 and encodes 824 amino acids. Lineage: Eukaryota; Metazoa; Chordata; Actinopteri; Pleuronectiformes; Pleuronectidae. Gene Ontology annotation, molecular function: calcium-dependent cysteine-type endopeptidase activity. The transcript is spliced from 21 exons. Gene Ontology annotation, biological process: proteolysis.
GUAGCGGCAUUGUUUUGCUAGUUUAAUGUUUCCAGUGGAAGCGAAGCUGCGUUUUACGAACUGACAACGCGACACUUUUCACGAUGUUUCCUCCGAGUUGAAGAACCGAACUCUGCUGCGGGUCAGUCGCGGACCUUCCCGGAACAUAGGGCCGGUGUCCGGGUCCGGCUCCCCGGCUAGCUAGCCUGUUAGCUCGCCCGUUAGCUACCUAGCCUGUUAGCUAGCUAGCCUGUUAGCUGUCAGCUGUCAACACGUCCUGUUCAGGAUGGAUCCCGCGGAGCUGGAGCUCGAUGCGGUCAAAUUUGCCAAAACAGCGAUCACCCACGACCAGAGCGGCAAAUACAACGAGGCCGUGUUCUACUACAAGGAGGCCGCCCAGGCCCUGAUCUACGCCGGCAUGGCCGGGUCCAAACUGGAGCGACUCCAGGACAAAGUGAAUGAAUACCUGGACCGAGUCCAAGCCCUGCACAACGCUGUCCAGGCACAGAAGAGCGACCCGCUGAAGUCCCGGCAGCAGGUGGACAUGGAGCGGGCCCACUUCCUGGUGACUCAGGCCUUUGAGGAAGACGAGAAGGGAAACGACGAUGAAGCCGUGGAGCUCUACACUCAGGCUGUGGAGCUGUGCAUUAAGACGUCCAGCGAUACCUCGGACCAGGCGCUGCAGACCAAACUGAAGCAGCUGGCACGCCAAGCUUUAGACAGAGCUGAAGGUCUUAAAGAGUCCCAGUCCAAAUCCGCUUCAGCCCAGACUCCGGACAAGACGGGUCCCUUUGGAACCAAGAAUGUAACCGGGACCAGUUCCGGGGGACCAGUCCGCCAGUUCUUCCCUCUCGGACCAGACUUCUCCAUCCACGACCGACCUCAGCCGAUGCGGGCGGUGCAGUCCAGCGAGCCGCAGGGUCAGCGCUACACGUCGGAGGAGAUCGAGGUGCUCAGGAGCACAUCUAAAAUCAACGGGAUCGCCUAUGUGCCCUUCAUGAGCGUGGACCUGAAGGAGCGGUUUGCAUUUCCUGUCCCUUUCUCGGACAAAUCAGGGAAACUGGCGCUGUCCCCCAAACAGAAAGCCAUCUUCUCCCGCUGGGUGCGGCCGGACGAGUACUGCAACAACCCGAUGAUGAUCAUGUCUGUGUCCAGCUUCAGCAUCAAACAGACGGUCGUGUCCGACUGCUCCUUCGUGGCGUCGCUGGCCAUCAGCGCCGCCUACGAGAGGCGCUGGCGCAAGAAACUUAUCACAAGUAUCAUCUACCCUCAGAACAGGAAGGGGGAACCGGAGUAUAACCCGUGUGGGAAGUACAUGGUGAAGCUGCACAUAAACGGAGUUCCCAGGAAGGUGAUCAUAGACGACUUCCUGCCGGUGGAUCAUAACGGAGAGCUGCUCUGCUCCUACUCCAGCAACAGGAACGAGCUCUGGGUGUCUCUGAUAGAAAAAGCCUACAUGAAGGUGAUGGGAGGCUACGACUUCCCGGGCUCCAACUCGAACAUCGACCUGCACGCGCUCACGGGCUGGAUCCCUGAACGCAUCGCCAUGCACUCGGACAAUCAGUCGUUCAGCAAGGACGACACCUUCCGCAUGCUCUGCCAGAGGUUUCACAGGGGAGACGUCCUCGUCACCACGGCAACAGGGGUGAUGACAGAGGAAGAGGGGGAAAAAUGGGGUUUGGUCCCGACGCAUGCCUACGCUGUUCUGGACAUCAGGGAAUACAAGGGGAUGCGUUUCCUGCAGCUGAAGAAUCCGUGGAGUCAUCUGCGGUGGAAGGGACGCUACAGUGAGCGGGACGAGAAGAACUGGACCCCCGACCUCCUCAAGUAUCUCAACUUCGACCCCAAGACAGCACAGAAGUUUGAUAAUGGUGUUUUCUGGAUCUCAUGGGAGGAUCUUUGUCAAUACUAUGAUGUCAUCUACCUGAGCUGGAACCCUGCACUGUUCAAAGACUCCUCCUGCAUUCACAGCAGCUGGGAUGGGAGGCAGGGCCCAGUGAAGGACGUCUACAGUCUGGCCAACAACCCCCAGUUCAAGCUGGAGGUCCAGUGUCCAGCAGGGGGCGCUGCAGUGUGGGUGCUGCUCACCAGACACAUCACCGACAAGGAUGAUUUUGCACAAAACAGGGAGUUUAUCACUCUGGUCGUUUACAAGACGGACGGGAAGAAGGUUUAUUACCCAGCUGACCCCCCGCCUUUCAUCGAUGGAAUCCGCAUCAACAGCCCCCACUACCUGACCAAGAUCAGACUGACCAGCGCCGGGACGCACACCUUCACUCUGGUGGUCUCCCAGUACGAGAAGCAGAACACCAUCAACUACACGCUACGGGCGUACGCUGGAUCCAAGUUCACCUUCGCCAAGAUCCCGUGUCCGUUCACUCACAACAAAAGGAUGAACGGCCAGUGGAAGGGACUCAGUGCCGGAGGCUGUGGGAACUACAAGGACUCGUACAAACACAACCCGAUCUACCAGAUCAACCUGGAGCGGUCGGGUCCGCUGCUCAUCGAGCUACGAGGAUCCAGGCAGUACAGUGUUGGCUUUGAGUUGGUGACCGUGUCGACGGUUGGAGAUCCAGGUCCAGCAGCCGCCCAGAAGAGGAACAGUGGAGAUUACAGGUGUGGUUUCUGCUUCAUGGAGGCGGAGCACGUCCCGGCUGGAAUCUACAACGUCAUCCCCACCACCUUCCUGCCCAAACAGGAAGGACCCUUCUUCUUGGACUUUGCCAGUACCUUGCCCGUCAAGGUCUCCCAGCUCCAAUGAAGACGAGCUGGGAGCAGGAGGAAGAUACUCGUCAGGGCAUCAACACAAACUCCUGGUGUUUCUGUUUGAAUGUGGCCAGUGUGGAGGCCUCCUUAAAACCCAAAGAGCCCAGAAUGUGUCCGGUGGCCUGAACUAAACAUUGUCUCCCACAUCCUGUCCCUGUCCUCUCCGGCUGACGGACACAACUUCAACCCUGACUCGAUGACACAGUGUUAUGUUGGAGAAAUCAAUUCUUAAUAAGGAGACAUCAAGAGGAUCUUCAGAGUGGAGCUCCUGCAACAGUCCAGGAGUUUUGGGACAGAAAUAAAACAGUUCGGCCAAAAAUGCAACAGUUAUGAUAAAAGUUGAACUUUCUGUCUUUAUGCCACAAAAAGCCAAACACCAUCAUCGAGGCAAAUUGUUUUCAGGUUCAGUUUUAUUGCUGAAACGAGCAUCUCAUGUGAACAGAGGUUAAUAUUCACUACUCGCUCCUAGGAUAUCACACAAAGACUCACGAGAACUUCCCUCAGUAGAGCUCAUGCUUCCUCCAGCUUCACUUACACAAUCAUAGGAAUUAUUUCUUCAGAAAUCAUCUGUUAUUCCAGAUCCGUGCGGUCACCCGGUGUAACGUUUCCAUCGCUGCUGAUAGAAACCUGAGUCUCCUGCAGAGUCGUUUGACCCUGAUGAUGAUGUUUGAAAAAGGGCUUGAGAUGCUCGUUGCUUGAACUUGAAGAAGAAGCGGUUGCUUGAUACUAAACCAAACGUGUUCCCUCAGCUGUUCCUCUCUUCCCGUCUCGCUUUGCUCAAACCUCUUCACACUUCCUGUCCUCGAACAAUCUGAGGAGUCGCUGCCAAAAUCCUGAAAGCAGUUUAUUAAUUGAGCGUGAGACAGAAGGGACAGUGUGUGUCCUCAGUUCCCUUGAGGUAGUUUCUCUAAUUCUCAGGAGCGGUGCAGCAGAGCAGCACCACAGGGGGUCCGGCGCGGCAGCAGUGGAAUGACUUCAUGUUGUCUGUGGACGGCUGAGUGAGAAACAGUCAGCUCAGCCUGAGACACCGGACGUGUUCUGUGUGUGAGAGUGUGCGUGUGCAUGUGCAUGUGAGAAUGUUUUUAAAAGGAAAACAUUUCAAUGUUUUGCCAAGAACACAUCCUCUAUUUUCCUUUAUGUUACCGAACUGCACUUUUUAAAUCAUUUCUCUUGUUUAUUGUCAAACAUAAUCUCUGGGAAUGAAAACGUCACUUUUGAGCAGUUUAAAGAGAAAUCAGCUUCUCUUCGGUUUCAGUGAGAAAAGUUUCUCUUCUCUGAAUCAUCAGGGAAACGUUUCAGCUUGUUUUAUUGAGAUGAUGCGUUUUGGUGGAUUUGCUGAGUGGUUUUAAGUUUUGGUUCGAGUCCAUCAUGGUCACAUGGAGCCUCCUCACAUGUUUUGAACAGCUUUGUGUUUGCUGAUGAAGACCAUGAGAGGCAGGUGCUUCUCUUUCAGUCGGACCUCUGCCCCCCCGUCUCACAGACGGGAGGAGGUUCCAUGAGAAACCGUUUCUGUUUUCUGAACAUGGAGCACACCCCCGAGCUGUGAAAACAAACCUCAGUCACACUCUGCUACUCCAUCAUUUUAAUUUCAAUCCAUAAAAUCUAAUUUUCUAGAUCCAAGAUCCUAGAUGGCAAAAUAUUUUACAGAGAUAUAUCAUGUAAAUCAUCAAAAAUGAUCAAUGUAUUUGUUGGUGUUUGUUUUCCAUGAUUAUUUGAUUAAUCAACUUUUCUCAACAUGAGCCGGAGUCAUUUCAAGAAUCUUGACAAUAUGACAUUUUCAUAAACCAGAAACUAGAUGAUUUAAAUUGUUUGCAAAAGCUUUAUUUCAUUGAGUUUGAAUCCAGGAAUCACAUUGUGGCUCAGAAACAAACCGUGACCUGUCUCAGAGGAAUGUGUUUCACUCAUGAUCUGGAACCAGGACCACUCGUCAGAAAAUAUACAUCUUUAAAUAUCCUUUGCAAUUGUGUCAAAUGUCCACUUCUUCUUCUUUAAUGAUGGAUUGUAAGUGUGAAAACGAGUUCCCUGUCUUCGUCACAUUGAUUUUAAUUGACUCCUGCAGCGAGCUGUCGUAUGAAUGAUGUAAUGUUUGCAGAACUUGCACUAAAUGUUGGGACGAUGGAUUGUUUCAAAAAUUGAAUACAGAAAAAUAUAUCUAC